This is a messenger RNA of Scedosporium apiospermum, 795 nucleotides long. RefSeq lists its product as uncharacterized. The transcript has 3 exons. The record is from RefSeq and is a predicted model, not a curated record. The coding region runs from base 1 to 795 and encodes 264 amino acids. Gene Ontology annotation, cellular component: cytoplasm. NCBI's taxonomy places the organism in Eukaryota, Fungi, Ascomycota, Sordariomycetes, Microascales, Microascaceae. Gene Ontology annotation, molecular function: aldehyde-lyase activity.
AUGGCCAACCAAACCCUAUCGCCGGUGGUGGACCGGACUGGUAGAACACGGCUACGCGAUUCGCUCGAGAAGGCAAAGAGAGGCGAGGGACCGAGUAUAGGGCAAUGGCUUGAAUUUCCUGGGUACUCACUGGCCAAAACGGUAGCGCGGUUGGGGGCAGACUGGGUCCUCAUUGAUACGGAACAUGGCAACAUAACCGACAACGAGAUGGCACUUCAGAUCGGGGCUGUUUCAUCAUCUGGGGUGUCGCCUGUUGAACAAGCCGAAGGGAUUGUACGGUGUUGCAAGUACCUAUCCGCCAGCUGGCCGCAGGGCCUCCGCCCCGUCGGCGCCAUGUUCGCCCCUCCUGCGUUCAACCAGACAGACCGAGAGUACUUACUGAGCGCCAACGAUAAUGUCAUGGUUUGCGUGCAAAUUGAGAGUCGGAAGGCCGUGGAGAACAUCGAGCAGAUAGCUAGUGUGGAGGGCAUCGACAUGCUUUUUAUCGGACCCAAUGACCUUGCAGCGUCCAUGGGAUACGUAGCUGCCGAUCACGCGUCGAUUCCCGAGGUGCAAGAGGCCAUCGCACACGUGCUCAAGACCGGUCUCGCAGCCGGAAAGUACGUCGGACAUUUUGCGCUCAGCGCCGAAGAGGCGGCCGAGCGGGUCAGGCAGGGGUUCCACUUUGUCAACUGCGGCGCCGACAUCGUAGCUCUUACAGCAUGGAUGACGAGUGAGAUGGGAAAGCUGAAGCACCUGGUUGCUGGGGAUAUGAAACGAUUUAAAAAGGAAAGCCUCAACGGCGCAGACACUUAG